AUGCGAAUCUCUUUUGCUCGAAUGCUAGUAGAAGUUAAUGUGACAAAACCUUUGCCAGAGGAAAUAGAAGUCAUCGACCCUAAAGGGAGAUCCUUUCAACAAGUAGUGAGGUACGAUUGGAAGCCAUUAUUUUGCAACAAAUGCCAAGUAAUUGGCCAUGUUUGUCCACCUGCACAAAGAAGAAAUGAUGCACAACAAGCAGAUCAGAAACAACACUCCAUUAUGCCAUCCUCAAGUGGAAUAAAGGUUGUAGAAACCACUCAUAACAAAGGGAAAGUAGUAUACGAUAUACCGGAACUAAGCUUGCAAGACUUUCCUGUCAUAUGUUCAGUACCAACCAAGAAUGGGUUUGAAUCGUUACAUAGAGGUUAUAGAGGAUCAAAAUCAGCACCUCCUGACAAAGAAGGGGGUGCAAAUAAGAGGUAUAAACAGAAGGAACUGAGGAAGUAUCUAAGGGAAAAAUACAUUACACUAGCAGGCCUGACUGAAACUAGAGUGAAAGAGCAUAAAGCUCAUAAUGGUUCUAAUGUAGUUGCUCCAAAUUGGGGACUUCAAAACAACUAUCAUAGUGCUAGUAAUGGCAGAAUCUGGAUGUUGUGGGAUACUAGCAUCUAUAUUGUUGAUAAACUGAGAGAGGAUACACAACUUUUACACUAUCAGAUUACUAUGAAAGCAACUGCUAUAACAUGUGUUCUAACUGUUAUCUAUGGUUAUAACACAUGUGAACAAAUGAGAACCUUAUGGGAUGCACUGAAAGAAAUAGCACAAGGCGUAACUAUACCAUGGUUGAUUUGUGAGUAUUUUAAUGUGAAAGGGGAAUACUACACAUGGACAAACAAACAACAGAGUAGUGAUAGAAUAUGUAGCAGGCUUGAUAGAGCAUUUGGCAAUCAUGAUUGGAUGAUGCAAUGGGGUCAUGUAGUAAUGGAGUAUGAUGUACCUUUAAUCUCAGACCAUACCCCUAUCGCGCCCCUUUUUCUCGCAAAAUCGGGCUUCGACAAGUGA
Molecule: messenger RNA, 1005 nt
Organism: Nicotiana tabacum (common tobacco)
Lineage: Eukaryota; Viridiplantae; Streptophyta; Magnoliopsida; Solanales; Solanaceae
Source: RefSeq, a predicted model, not a curated record